Messenger RNA from Malassezia japonica, 3477 nucleotides. RefSeq names its product Bud site selection protein bud4 (gene BUD4). NCBI's taxonomy places the organism in Eukaryota, Fungi, Basidiomycota, Malasseziomycetes, Malasseziales, Malasseziaceae. The transcript has a single exon. Bases 1 to 3477 code for a protein of 1158 amino acids. The record is from RefSeq and is a predicted model, not a curated record. Gene Ontology annotation, molecular function: GTP binding.
AUGAGCGUGUCGAACAAGGCGGAGCGCGACGGCGUGCCGCAGCCCGCGUUGCAUGGAUCAGGAAGCGGAUUCGGUCUAGGGAUCGUGGUCGAUGGCGAGGCGCCUGCGAGCUCGCCCCGCCGCAAGCGCGCGGUGGACCUCACGCCGACCGACGUGCGUGCGGCCAAGUCGCCGUUCCGGCGCGCGCCGGGCGUCCUGCCGUCGCUUGCGACGUCGGACCGCAUUGUAAUUGAUGAUGUGCUGGAGCAGUACUCGCCGCCAAAGCCGGGCGACGAGGACUGGGGCCAGGACGUGUCGCAGAGCUUUGACAUCUCGCGCGACUCACAGGCAGCCCCGGCGAUUAUCGACGCGUAUGUGCGCAUGCCGUACGAGAGCAAGUCGGUGACGUUUGAUACGAAUGUGUACGAGGCGCCUGCACAAGAGCACCUCGCGACGCCGGUGCCGACGCGCGAGGCACCGCCCGUCCCUGCCGCCGUCCAGGCCCGCGUCGAGGAAGUGACGCAGGCGGCGGAAGACACGCCGGUCGACCGCGCAAUGGAGGAGACGCUUGCGGAAGGCGAGGCGAUGGAGAUUGAUGUAGACGAGGUGGCCCCAGCGCUUGCGCCGCCCCCCCGGGCCCCAGAGGCUGGUGCAGAGGCGCCGGCCGCCCCCGCCGAGGUCGAUGCGCUCCUCUACGACGGCACCGAAGCGACGCCGCGCCCUGCGUCUGCGCCGCUUGCGCCCCCCACGACGAUUCUCAACGAGGGCGGCUCGCCGGCGCUCGGUGCAGUGUGGGCGCAGGACGAGACGUCGUUCGACGCAAACACGUCGGCCGUCGGCGACGAGCCGUCGGUCAUUGAGCGCUCGGUCGACCCCGAUGCGUCGUACGAGCGCCAGGAUACAAGCAGCCUGCUGGCCGCGGAGCGUGUCGAGAACCUCGUCGACCAGCUCCUCCAGGACGAUAUUCUUGCCAUGCCCAGCGAUGUGCCGCAGAUGCCAACGAGUGCCUCGAUCAAGCGCCUGCACGAACCGGCGACCUCGCCGCCGCCCGUGCCGACGCCGCGCCUCCUCUCGCCGGACCUGCCGACGCUCCCCAGCUGGAGCCCCAUUACGCUGGACGGCAUGCUCCCCGAGGACGCCGAGCCUGCGCCGAAGCGCGCCGUGGAGCUGCCGAUGCGCACGGUGCGCCCGCACAUUACCCGCGACUCGAUCCGCCGGCGUAUGGACCGCCGGAGACAGGGGCUGAAUCCGUACGAGGACACCGCCGCCUCGCUCUCGCCCGAGCUCGAGCAGCGCGAGAUUCCUUCGCGCAUGUCGCUCGACGAGCGGGCGACGCGCCCCCGCGAAGAGCGCCCCGCGCCGUCGCGCAUGUCGCUCGACGUCCCCCGGCGCCCGGUGCCGACGGCGCGCGCGCGCACUUCGCUCGACACAGCCGACAUCCCUGGCCUGGCGCCUGUGGCCCACGACGGCGGCGCGAGCGCUGCGCGCUGGGCCUCGCCCCUGACGCAGAUGGAGUCCGAGCUAAAGAGCCGCGCGAGCGAGACGUCGCCUGCGCCGCCCCUCGCCAACGCCUCGCCCGAGAUCGAGCGCCAAAAGACGUGGUUCGCCGAGGAAAAGGCGGCGGAGAAAGAGGCCAAGAGCGAUGCCUCGUCGCCGACCGAGUACUACUCGCCGACCGAGCACGAGAUGGCCAAGAGCACCAAGGACGCGCCUGCGUCGAGUGUCCCGUCCGAGGACGGGCCGUUUAGCCACCUGCUCGAGCGCGAGCUCUCGCGCAUCGUGACCGAGAGCGACCAGAAGUACAAGGUGCACAACCGCGGCGUCUUCCAGUCGAACUCGCCCGAGCUCGCGCAGAUGCCGCGUUUCUCGAUGCAGCCCGUGGAAGAGCGCGGCUGGCAAAAGCUGCGCCAGCCGAACGAGGUGAAUGCCUUCCGCAAGACGUCGGGCCCUGUCGUGACGUCUGGCGAGCAGACGACCGGCCGCAUGUUUGUGAUGAUCGACUCGUUCAUCCCGUCGGGCCUGCCGCUGCCGAAAGAGCACACCGAUUUUUCGAUCGUGCUCGACAAUGGCAUCCACAUGGUCAAGACGGCGGCCUCUCCGCUGCACCCCGGCGCCGAUGGCCUGUGCCCCAUCCAGCAAGAGUUUGAGCUGGUGGAGCACGACGGCCUCGAAGUGAGCUUUACGCUGAUGCUGCAGCUCGAUGCGCACCUUGUCGAGGAUACCGCCCCCGAGGAUGGCCUGCUCGACAAGCGCAGCCAGCGCACUGGCGUCGGCAAGCUCCUGCAUCCCUUUGCGUCGCGUGCUGCGCGCGAAGGCACGUCGCGCUCGCGCUUUAUGAGCAAGGCGCGUGUCCCUCCCAUGCUGCACUACGCCAACCGCCACGGGACGCUCGGCCGCGCGACCGUGGCGCUGGACAGUGUGCGUGGCCAGUGCUAUGCGCGCAGCAUGCUCAUCGACCUGCCCGUGCGCCCCGUCGGCGAGUCGAAAAAGAGCCUCGGCGACGUGCCGCGCAUGAGCCUCGAGCGUGCGAAAGGCUUUGCGGCGAACCUCGCCAAGCCCCGCGGCUCGCUGCGCCUGCGCGUCUUUUACCUCCCCCCCCUCCCGGUGUCGCUGCAAGGCGAGCUGCCCAAGAACCUGAGCGAGUGCGAGCAAGGCAUGAACAACAUCGCCUGGCACCAGACCGGCACGACGUACCGGGGCACCCUCACGCAGCUCGGCGGCGACUGCAAGACGUGGCGCCGGCGCCCGAUGCGCAUCAUGGGCCUCAACCUGAUCUGCUUCAACGAGGUGACAAAGCGCCCCACGACGCGCAUCGACCUCGUGCAGGCGCUCGCCGUGGAAGAGUGCCGCAAGCUGAGCAGCUCCGAGCUCGAGGAUAUGGACGAUAUGAUCCCGCUACAGCGCUCCUUCCGCAUCACGUUCCGCGACGGAGAAAAGAUCUACAUGUUUGCCGACACGGACAGCGAGAAGCAGCAGUGGCUGCGUGUGCUCCAAAACAUUGUCUCGCACAAGCUCCCGGUGCCCCCGGGCUGGGCACAGGCCGCGUUCCAGUCCUCGAACGCGUUCCACGGCCUCCCGCAGCCGAGCCCGACGCAGCCCGCGGCACAGGCGACGUCGACCGUGCGCAAGACGAUUGCCACGGACGAAAACGCGCCGCGCAUGCAGAUGCCGCAGGACCGGCGGCCACGCACGAUGCCGCAGCGCACACGCCCCACCGAGCCGCCGCGGCCGCCGCCCGCUGCGGAAAAGGCACGCAUGGCACGCAAGCCGCCGCCGACGAUGCCGGAAAGCACGACGCCCAAGGCGCCGCCCCCGCAGCUCGCCCAGACCAACGUCCUCAAGGACGCGCAGCAGCCGACAGCAAGCCCCCCUCUGCCCAGCAAACCGAAUGUCAAGUCCAAGGCGCGCCAGCUCUUUUCCAAGGUCCAGGGCGACGGCACACAAAAUUCGCGCUGGGGCCUCAACUUUUCGCAGACGAAGCCCCUGCGUCCGUUUUAA